Scutellospora calospora is the source of this 140-nucleotide messenger RNA. Lineage: Eukaryota; Fungi; Glomeromycota; Glomeromycetes; Diversisporales; Gigasporaceae. The record is from the annotation of a GenBank genome assembly.
AGUUAGAUUUUGAACAUAUUAGAACUGAGGUAGCUAACAACUCUCUUGAAAAUAGAGAAACUAUAUAUAAAAAUAAUAAUAAAGAUCAGAUACAUAAAAUAAUUGAAUUAUUAAGUGAUAAAGACUAUUGUUACAGAUAG